Molecule: messenger RNA, 1763 nt
Organism: Ipomoea nil (Japanese morning glory)
Lineage: Eukaryota; Viridiplantae; Streptophyta; Magnoliopsida; Solanales; Convolvulaceae
Product: protein IQ-DOMAIN 14-like
Exons: 5
Coding region: 230-1603 (457 amino acids)
Molecular function (GO): protein binding
Source: RefSeq, a predicted model, not a curated record
GGCACAAUCUUGAUGCAUCCCUGACACAUCUACCCUUAUGUGUUUACCAUAUGCAAACAUAGACACAAUAUAAUAUAAGCUCCUUUAUCAACCUUGCAUUAUAUCCUGUAUGUAGAUGCCAUUAUCAUCUUCUUCCUAACAAGUACAUAUUCAGCUUUAAUUUCAUUCAAGCUUAGAGAAUAGCAGAGUUUUAGAAUUUCCUAGUUCCUAGCUAGUUAGUAAGCAUUCAAUGGGGAAGACUGGAGGGGGUUCCUGGUUAGGUUUAGUUAAAAAGGCUUUCAGAUCACCUUCCAAGGACACUGAGAAGAGAAGCAGCAGCAGAAGAAGAGAAGAAGAAUCUGAGCAAGAAAAAGAAGAAGAAAAGAAGCGAGGAAAACGACGAUGGAUUUUCCGGAAGCUCCCUGCAGUCCAUGAAACAACAGUCCACCACAUUGAAGUAGAAAGCACUGCUGCUACCACUAGACAGACAAUUUCGGGCAUAAAGAACUCACUAAACAUCAGUUGCCUGUCGUCCGAGGAUGCUGCAGAGGCUAACCAAAGACAGACAAUUGCAGUGGCCAUGGCUGCAGCUGCAACUGCACAAGCGGCUGUCGAGAUCAUUCGGCUAACAAGACCUUCCCUUUUGGUCAAAGAACAGCAGGCUGCUAUUGCCAUUCAGACAGCAUUUAGAGGAUACUUGGCAAGAAAAGCGCUUCGAGCACUGAAGGGAGUUGUGAAGCUGCAGGCCAUAGUAAGAGGACAUAAUGUUCGGAAGAGGGCGAAGAUGACUCUGCAGUGUAUGCAGUCACUGGUAAGAGUGCAAACUCAGGUGUGUGAUCGCCGCAGAAGGUUAUCCUGUGAAGGGAGCUUGAAUUCCAUGUUUAAUGGCGGCCCAAAUAGCACAACUGAGCCUCAUUUCUCACAUAGAAGAUCCACUUCUAGAACUGAUCUCAGAGAAACUGCAUUACAGCGCGAAAGGGUUCUUGCUUAUGCCUUCUCUCAACAGAUGUGGAGCUCAAGUAAGGAGGAAGAGGAUACAAUUAGCAAUGAAGAGGUUGAGGAAUAUGAGAGGUCUUAUGACAGGACAAUUCUGAGGAGAGCUUCUUUUGAUCAACCAAGAGAUCCCAUUAGGACAGUUGAAGUUGACACAGCCCAGUCUUACUCCAACUCUGCUCCUAGUUUUAGGAGACUGCAAAAUCAGCAACAAAAACUGUGUUCCUAUGUUGCACCAGUCCCCUCACCUCUCCACAGAAUGCUGCACCAAAACCACACCAUCCACUCAUCACCCUGCACCCCUCCCUGCAAGAUUAAGCCUAUCUUGGUUCACUCAAUCAGCCCUCAAUGCACAAGAGAAGAGAGGAAGUACCCGACACCCAAAACGCCUAAUUCAUUCUCAAGCUACUUCCACAGGACUCCAACAACAAGUCAGCCAAAUUACAUGGCAUCCACUGCAUCAGCAAAGGCUCGGUCACAAAGUGCCCCAAGGCAGAGGCCUUUGACACCAGACAGAGAAAAGAACCCUUCUGCAAAGAAACGCCUCUCCUUCCCUGUCCCAGACUACACCUGCAACGGUUACUCCUCUGAUCAUACCUUCACCAGCUCUACCCAGAACUUCAAUGCAUAAACACAUCAAGAACUUCAGACUUGGCAUUAACUCAGGGGAGAUUGUAAAGUAGGCAAAAGAGUUGAAUGUUAGUAAAAUUCCAUUUCUGCAUAAUGUAUUUGUACUGUUACUAGAUGAUCAUGUUCAAAUCCAUAUAACUGACCAUAAAGAUUUAGUUAAA